AUGGCAUCUUUUAGAUGCAAUUCGUCUCCGUCAGAUCCGUAUUUAAAGUUAGCUUCCCAAAUAAAGGAUGAAUUCAAAUCGAUUGAAUCUACUGCCAAUCUGGCUUUCGAGGCGAAACUCAGAUGGGCCGAAGAAUUAGAACGAAUUGUUGUCAAACGAGUUCUGCCGGGAAGCAGGCUCAUAUUGGUCGGGUCGUCGACAAAUAUGUUUGGCUUUAAGCACAGUGACUGCGAUUUAACUGUGGUGACCAAAGACAGAUUUGUGUCGGAGAUGGAAUGUCUAAGAAAGAUCGAAUCUGCUCUGAAACCUCACCGGAGUCGAUUUGAUGUUGAG
Messenger RNA from Paramuricea clavata, 333 nucleotides. The record is from the annotation of a GenBank genome assembly. NCBI's taxonomy places the organism in Eukaryota, Metazoa, Cnidaria, Anthozoa, Malacalcyonacea, Plexauridae.